GAAAUCAGCAGGAAAAACAACACGUGGGGGAAUCACCGAUGUUUCGCUAGAAAAUUGUCGAAAAAAUCAUUUAAAAUAUUGUUCGAGGGCAGCGAAGGGUGGUGAGUAGUUUAUAUCGAUGCAGAGCUCGUCCGAGAAGUCAAAAUUUGGCUCCGAUCGCUCGCCGAUGUCGGAAAAACAUGAUCAAAGUCCUCGUAGGUCAGGCAACAGCAACGAGAGAGAAACUGAACGAAGAGGAUGGCAGACUACAUUUGACGUUUAUGUGGGCAGAAUCCCGUCAGAUUGGACGAAGGAGAAACUAAUGGAAAUUUUUCAACCCUUCGGUGAAAUUAAAUCAGUAGAUUUAAGGAAUAGCCCAGAGAAUUUAAACAGACUACAGUUUGCUUUUGUAAGAUAUCCACAAGAGGAGAUGGCAAAAUGUGCAGUUGAUGCCUUGGCUCAUAAUCCUGUUGAAAAUGUUAGCUUGCAGAUAAAUAUUGCUCAAAGAAACAGAUACAAACAAGAAAGGCAAGGCAGGUCAGACUUUGGUCAGCCUCGAGGCAAAAUGUAUUCUGAACACAAGCGAGUGAAUGAUUCAGAUUGCAGACGACCUCGGACAAGGCCGUUUGGUAGUGGUGAAACUUCAGAUUAUGGAGGUGGUUAUGGAAACUCAUCACAUCCUCAAAAGAAGGAAUGGAGUUCUGACCGACAGAGAAGUCGUGAGGAACAGGAAAAAGUGAUUUUAGUCACAGAAGUCGAUUCACCAGUCAGAUUUUGGGGUCAGAUUGCCAAGCCAACCGUUGCACAUAAUUUGUCAACUGCAAGUGAUGAACUACAGUUUUAUUGCCCCACAGGCCUGAAGGUUGCUGACAUCAACUCCCUUCAGAAGAAUAAGAUUUAUGGUGGAAUGUACCCUGUUGAUAAUCUUUGGUAUAGAUGUUCGGUUAUCAAGUUUCUUUCACAGGGGAUGGUAACUGUGAGGUACAUUGAUUUUGGCAACACAGAAACAAUUAAAAAGGAAACCUUAGUUGAGUUGCCACCCUCAUUGGCUGACGUCCGACCAUUUGCACAACUUUAUCAUCUCGCAGACUGUGCUGUGUCCAGUGAUCCCGAGGCAAACGAGAUGACAUACGCAUUGGGAAUUGAGCAAUUGAAAAAUCUUAUCAUUGGGCAACUUGUGAGUGUCAAAUUUAUUUCGGAAAACACGCAUGGAGGGGUGAAUGUUCUGGUCUCUUAUCCGGGGAAGGCGGGAAAAAGUAUUAAUGAAAUCAUGAGGGAUCGGGGGUGCGUUCAGGACAUGUAUAAGGUUUUGGCUGAGUGUGAUGUCACGAUGGAUGCACCAAUGAAUUUUUGCGAUGCAAUUCGUAUUUGCCAGCUUCCUAAGGUGUUUGGUGUUGUCGGAGAUCUCCGGAAUGAUUUGUGCUGA
Molecule: messenger RNA, 1405 nt
Organism: Dendronephthya gigantea
Lineage: Eukaryota; Metazoa; Cnidaria; Anthozoa; Malacalcyonacea; Nephtheidae
Exons: 11
Coding region: 119-1405 (428 amino acids)
Biological process (GO): spermatogenesis
Molecular function (GO): RNA binding
Source: RefSeq, a predicted model, not a curated record